This is a messenger RNA of Vigna radiata var. radiata (mung bean), 2072 nucleotides long. RefSeq names its product lipase. The record is from RefSeq and is a predicted model, not a curated record. The transcript is spliced from 8 exons. NCBI's taxonomy places the organism in Eukaryota, Viridiplantae, Streptophyta, Magnoliopsida, Fabales, Fabaceae. The coding region runs from base 464 to 1843 and encodes 459 amino acids.
CAGGUUGCAGACAAGGGGCACAUCCCCAAUCAAGCAUUUUUAUAUUUUGAUAGGAAAGAAUUUGUUUAUUUUGUUUAGGUUUUCCGAGCCACGUGGAGGAAUAGAAAAUAGGAAAAAGGAAAAAGAGAAAUGAGAAAUGUGAGGUAGAAAAUGAGGAAAAUGUGGGAAGAGACGAGGUUCAAAGUCUGAAGAAGCCAAGAGCGCGUAUUUGUUUGCUAUAUAUACAAUAUAAGAAGAGAGGUUGGGUCUUGGUGGAUUUUCCAAUUGCCGCAAUAAUAUAGCUUUUGAAUUGUUUGGGCGUGGAAGGGAAAUUGAUGAUUUUUAAUGUAAAAAGGAGGGUCUCUGUCAGCAAUAUCAGGGGUUGAAAUUGAAACGGUUUUUGAUUUUAACCCUGCAAAGAGCCUUCCUUUGCGGUUUUUCUUUUUGAGAAGGCUCUUUGUGGUUGUUGUUUCUGAGGAAGAAAAUGAUGCGGUUAUGGAUUUCUUAUCUGCAAUUGCUGGAGCUGUUUGUCAGUUCCUUGGUUCAUUUGCUUUAUGGGUUUUACAUAUUUAGCACCGCUGUUGCUGGGGACCUGUCACAGGCUCUCAAUGAAUAUUUUCGCAAGCCUAACGUCGAGGAUGUUGAGGUCAAACAUGGAACUUCCAAGGCCAAUGCUGAUGAUCUUCCUCCUAUUGUGUUGGUUCAUGGGAUUUUUGGAUUUGGCAAAGGGAGAUUGGGAGCUUUGUCGUACUUUGGUGGGGCGGAGAAGAAAGAUGAUAGAGUUCUUGUCCCUGAUUUGGGCUCUCUCACCAGUAUCUAUGACAGGGCUCGAGAAUUGUUCUAUUAUUUAAAAGGCGGGCAAGUUGAUUACGGUGAGGAGCAUAGCACGGCCUGUGGACACUCGCAAUUUGGAAGAAUCUAUGAACAAGGGCAUUACCCUGAAUGGGACGAGGAUCACCCUAUUCAUUUUGUUGGACACUCAGCAGGUGCACAAGUUGUUCGUGUCUUGCAACAAAUGCUUGCUGACAAGACAUUCAAGGGGUAUGAAAACAGUUCAGAGAACUGGGUAUUAAGUAUCACCUCCUUAUCUGGAGCAUUUAAUGGGACUACAAGAACAUACACAGAUGGCAUGCAGCCGGAAGAUGGGAAAACAUUGAAACCUAUUUGCCUGCUACAGCUUUGCCGCAUUGGAGUGAUUAUAUAUGAUUGGUUUGACAUUGCCUGGCUGAAGAACUACUACAAUUUUGGGUUUGAUCACUUUAACAUGUCAUGGAGAAAGAUGGGUCUAUGGGGUCUUGUCGAUUGUCUAUUGGGGAAUGCGGGUCCAUUUGCUUCAGGAGAUUGGAUCCUCCCUGAUCUUACAAUUCAAGGCUCUAUAAAACUCAAUUACCACCUACAAACGUUUCCUAACACAUACUACUUCAGCUAUGCUACCAAGCGCACAACGAAGAUCAUGGGCGUUACAGUUCCUUCAAGCAUACUUGGAAUUCACCCCAUGCUGUUCCUAAGAGUUCUGCAGAUGAGCCAGUGGUGUUUUCCUCCAGAUGUUCCUCCCCCUUACAAGGGAUACAGGGAUGAGGACUGGCAAGACAAUGAUGGAGCACUAAACACAAUAUCCAUGACUCAUCCUCGCCUACCAAUUGAACACCCCAACUGCUUGGUUGAGAAGGAAUCAGACUGCAAACCUUUACAACCUGGCAUCUGGUACUACACAUAUGUGAAGGGUGAUCACAUACUAUUCAUUAUCAAUCGGGAGAGAGCAGGAGUGCAGUUUGACUUAAUCUAUGACAGUAUUUUCGAACGGUGUAGGAAACACGUCUUUAGGAAGAAGCCUCCAACAAUGCCGAAUGAAAUCAGCCAUUAGCACAUAAUUCUAUACUCUCCUUCAUUCAACUAAAAGAGACAUAUUCACCUUUGUAAAUGUAAAUAUUUUCCCAGCUUUUCACCUCAGUUUUAUGCCACCAUUCUGUAUUUUGUAGGAUUGUGUGAUAUGUAUCAGAGGCCAUAGUCAAUAGAAUAUCACAAUCACUAUAGUGUACACAAUUGUUGUCUCAGUAUAAAUACCACAAUUUGUUCAAAUUUUAAUUUUCAAA